AUGCUUACGGAAAACGAUGGAAUUGAUUUAAAAAUCAUCUAUAAAGACAUGUUAGAAUUGCGUGAGAACUUUCAGAAAUUAGAUGAUGUCGUUCAGCAACAAAGUGCCCGGAUAUACUAUCUAGAAUCAACAGUCACUUUCCAAAAAAAACAUAUUCAAGAUUUAAUGACCGAUAAGAAAGCUGACAUAGAAUACCGUAGAAAACUGGAAAGACGUUUGAAAGUGAUUGAAAAGAGUUUUGUUAGGGAAUAUUCUGAUCCGAGGGAGUAUGGUGUGAAAAGCAGUAAUAUUUCUCUACACGAACAUGUGGAUGAGGAGGGUAAGACGGAUUAUAGAAGUGGAAUUGUUGAUGGAUCGGUCCAAAAGAUGGUUAAUCCUAAAUGGAACGCAACUUCUCGAAAAGAACGACUACUUUUACAACCAACGGUCAGCGAUGCACUUGUUGCAUUCUACGCAUAUAUGUCCAUUCCAGAAAACAACCCUAGUGCCCAUCAUACAUUGAUAUAUGACGUCUCCGUUACCAAUGUAGGAAGCGGUUACAACCACGUGACAGGAAUCUUUACCGCACCAACAAGUGGGGUGUACGUGUUCAUAUGGGUAACCAGAGUUUAUAAUGGUGAACACCCUACCGAACUCAUGAUAAACACCGCCGUGUAUGGGGUCACCUUUCUUCGAGCAAAGGGCAGUAGUAAUGAUGGCUCAGUAAGUGGGACCGUUGUAGCUAACGUUACCAAAGGGGAUUCAGUCUUCGUGCGCGUUCAUUCCUCUUAUCCUGGAGAUGGCUAUAUUUACAGUAAUGUUCAUGGUCGUCCAUCAUUUUCUGGCUGGCUUCUACGUUGA
This is a messenger RNA of Mytilus trossulus (common blue mussel), 840 nucleotides long. RefSeq lists its product as uncharacterized. The transcript has 2 exons. Gene Ontology annotation, molecular function: protein binding. The coding region runs from base 1 to 840 and encodes 279 amino acids. The record is from RefSeq and is a predicted model, not a curated record. NCBI's taxonomy places the organism in Eukaryota, Metazoa, Mollusca, Bivalvia, Mytilida, Mytilidae.